Molecule: messenger RNA, 1884 nt
Organism: Ruditapes philippinarum (Manila clam)
Lineage: Eukaryota; Metazoa; Mollusca; Bivalvia; Venerida; Veneridae
Product: carbohydrate sulfotransferase 1-like
Exons: 7
Coding region: 695-1741 (348 amino acids)
Biological process (GO): sulfur compound metabolic process; N-acetylglucosamine metabolic process
Molecular function (GO): N-acetylglucosamine 6-O-sulfotransferase activity
Source: RefSeq, a predicted model, not a curated record
AGCGUCUAGCGGAAACGAGUUAUGCACAUUUGAUAAACUGUGUACUGUAUUCAUAGUGUUAUUUGUAAAUUUUCUGUUCUGAGUCUUGUGAACAAAAGUAGUGGACUUUUUAUUUAAUCGCUUAAAUUAUUUAAUACGUUGUGGUCAUGGUAUAAUUUCUUUUUUUUAUUGAGUUGAAAAUAACAAAACAAAAUCAUAAUGAAAUUCCCAUUAAUAAGUUAGUCGGACUAUUGAGACGUUAGAGAUAUGUCUUCCAAACGUCUUAAUGCAAUUAAUUACAAUUUACACAUUUACAUCUCUAUAUUUUUUUUAUUCAUUUAUUUUUAUUUACGAGUCUUUUUAUUAAUUAAUGUUUUCAUUUAUUAAUUAAUUAAUUAAUUUAUCUAUUUUUUAUAUUUAUUCAUUUAUUAAUUUCACCCAAAUACCCUUUUGAAACUAACAUGUGUUCAUAUAGUAUAAAUUUUAUUAACAAUUUGUUAAAAAGAAACAACUGUGCCAUGUUGAUUAACCAAGCGUGUACAUAUAACGUUCAUAUACACGCUUCACCAAUGGUCACAUGGCCCCCACGUGGACUUAUGACGAUUGUCAAUAUAACAUUGUUACUUUACAAAAUUGUCGUUCAAUCAGCAAUCAAUAAGCAAAGUUAGGACGACAAAUUAACCUUUGUUUCACAAAGGUGGACAUCUUUCGAAACAUGACUAAAGAAAAAUGGAUUACCUUAAUAUUAGCUUGUGGCACAGGUUUCAUAUGUUUGUUCAACGUGCAUCUACAACGUACAUAUUUCAUGAAUGAAAGAAAAUAUCCUGAGCCACAAAAGCCGGUUGUUGAAUUUUGGACAUACUGGCAUGGUAACAACAUGACAUGUAGAUCUGAUCGUCUAGAAUGCAGAAAAGCGAAGCCAGUGACAGCAGUUCAAUACAAUGGAUUUGUAGACAACCAAGAAGGUCUGUAUAUAAGUUCUCUAGAUAUUGCCAAGACUAUCUUGCAAAGGACCUACGAUUGUCAAUUCAUGAACUAUGACCAAAUCGUGGUUAAACAGUCAAUACAAGGCGACUUUGGAGGUCCCAGCUGGAAUACAACAAACGAAUGUUUUAACCACCAACGUAAUUAUCAUACAUGUUUUCAACGUCACAUACCAAGAACGUGUAAAAAUUCCACACAUAAAGUCACAAAAGUACUACGACUUACAACAGACAAUUUAAUACAUCUUCUGCUGUCACGUGCCAAUCUCAAGGUCAUUCAUCUCUUCAGAGAUCCGCGCGCCAUUAUUAAUUCUAGAAUACAGACGGACUGGUAUCGAGUCAAGAGGUACAAAAUGGUGAAAGAAAACGCUAAAUCAUUGUGCAAUAAAAUGUUGUACGAUUUUCGCGAAGGUCAAAAAGUGUAUAAACAAUUUCCGAAUAGAUUUAAAUUUAUAUACUACGAAGAUUUAAGCGUUGAUAUUUUAAAUAAGUCUAAAAUUUUAUAUAAAUAUUUAGGUAUGAAUGCAAAUGAAAGUUAUUACCCACAAAUAAUAAAAGUUAAAAGUUUUAAAAACAAAACAUCAGAUGAAACGGAGCGAACGAUAAAUAAUGCUUAUUGGUGGAGAGGAGCUUUAAAUUGGGAAAUUGUAGAACAAAUGAAUGACAUAUGCAGGGGUGUAUACAACGAACUAGGGUUCAAAUCUUUUUAUUCCAUACAUGAAUAUAACGACAUGUCCAUACCAAGUCAAGUCAUACCAAAAGAGUUUUUAAUCGUUUGAUGCCACCAAGUCGUUUGAAAAAAACGGUGUCUAUACCACGUGUCAAAGAAGCUGGAAGUGAAAUGAAGUUGUUAUUAUCUAUUUGAAUUUUAUAUUAUCUUGUGUUUAAUUUAUAAAUAAAAUAAUAAAAAUAUAUAAAAAUG